ACCAGAUUUAGAAAACCCUAAACCGAGCGUUAGGACUGCACGUGGGUACUGGUACCGAAGAUGGGUGUUCGUGUGGCCACGUGUCCAGCAACGCCGAGAAACAAACGGUCGGCGGCAACAACCACGCUCAACACUCUUAUCGCUCAUUCUAUUGCAUCGCACGGCAACAAAGCAACAAAGGUAGCACGCUUAUCGAACCAUGUCGGGAAAGCAGAAUGAUAGUAAAUCUACAGACGUUUUGAUUCCGAAGGUAACUCCUCCUCAUGUCGAAAGUUGCAAGAAGCGAAAAGGCGAGAGACCUCAAGAUGACACAAAGCAUCUUCGUCCUUCCACGGCGAGACGCCGUCUUAUCAGUAAUGACAAUGAAUCGGAAACGAGGGCAAAUAGAAAUCCCGGUUCUUGCCAUGUCGGCACUCAGGAAGCCUGUUUGGUGCCCACAGACAGCGAUGCAUCGUCGGCGAUCCCAUUCUCCCAGCAGCUCACGCAGCCAGUUGCGUAUACCCAAGACCUAUCUGCAGGGCUCGACGACCACCAGCAACAGCCGACUUUGCUUGGAUUCUUGGAAGACAAUAAUGACCCCAGUACAAAGAAGGAGAUUCGCAAGGACACUGUGGUCUUGGGACGCAGCCAUUCCGCUGACGUUACUAUCGAAAACGAGAGUGUGAGCCGAGAACACUGCAAACUUGUCUUCUCUCCAGACAGCGGAACAUGUUCUCUGGUCCCAUUAAAAACGUGUUGGAUUAAACAAGAUAACCGAUGGUAUGCGGUAGCAGAAGACCGGACGUCCUCACUGCCCCAUCAAGGACGAUUUCGUUUGCUCCCGCCAGGAAAGGCCGCGGAAGCCAGGUGCGAAGGGGUCGACUUCACCCUUUUCUUGACAGCAACGGAAACAGAAGAACCACCUGCUCCAGGAUCACAUUCCUUUGAUGUACAGUAUCUGAAGCUGCUCAGAUCUAUAGAGCAAGAUGGUGUCGGGAAGGUCAACAAGAAAGGUCUCAACCGAGCACUGCCGAGAUCUUUUCUCCUGGAUAUUGAUUUGGGAGACCCUAAAGGCGAAGAUCGAAGUUUGCUGCCGGUGACAUCUCUCCGCAGCCUCUAUGGUGGACGUGGUGCUCUCAUUGAGGCUUUGUGGUAUCUACGUGGUGAAGAUCACAUCCAAUUUCUACAACACAACAAAUGCCACUUUUGGGACAAGCAGGCAAUCAAGAAAGGAGAUGUGGACUGGGUUGGAUGGAGCUAUGGCUUGCUUACCAAUUUCCCACAGGCAAAUGGAGAUCAAAAGGGAAUCAAUCAGCUGGAGGAACGAGUGAUCAAGCCUCUGUGCAAACAUGGCUCGUGUUCCCGAAACAUGACUUGCUCAUUGGAUAAGCCAGGAGAGGAAACUGUGCAAGGAGCUUGUACAUCCGGAAUACAAUUCUCAGUUUCAGGCCACUCCACAGAAGAAGAGGCCUUGAACCUGACGAUCAAUCAACGAUCAUCCGAUGUUAUGAUGGGGCUUCCUCAUGAUGUAGUGGUUUGGAGCAUCAUCCUUCACUUGGUACGACGAGAGGCUUGGAUCCGGGCCAAACGAAAGCUUUUGGCUGGCAAGUUAUCCUUCGUAAUUGGUCAAAAUGCAGCGCACGUGUACCAGCUUAACUGGGGAUCUAUGCAGGAGAUUCUGGAGCGAGAACCCAUCCCUGAAUGCCAACCAUAUCUGGUGGUGGAGGAUGAAGACUUGACCAACCCACGUGGCAUCUUUGAUUUGGCAAAGAACUACAACCCGAAAUCACUGCGAAUCUGUAACUACACAAAGGCCUCGUACCAUCCAGCAAUCACAUUGGAGCAGGCCGUGGAACAUGAGUAGCUUUCCCGUUGAUAUAGUCUUACCUCGAUGGAAAGGAGGAACGUUUAACUAUAGCUUUUCUUUUGCUUAUCCA
Seminavis robusta is the source of this 1916-nucleotide messenger RNA. The record is from the annotation of a GenBank genome assembly. NCBI's taxonomy places the organism in Eukaryota, Bacillariophyta, Bacillariophyceae, Naviculales, Naviculaceae.